AUGUUCACUCCAAGUUUCUUUCUUUCUCCCCUUUCCCUUGUCCACAAUCCGAUGAAGUCGACGAACGGCGCGAAGGGCAAGGUGGCGACGACGCAGGCGGCGGGGUCGACGUACGACAUCUACGACGGCUCAUGGGUGUCCGACCGCGCCCACCGCCCCGCCUACGACAUGUCCCUCGUGCCCCUUUCUCAAGCCUCACCCUGCAUCCCCUUCCCUCGCCCCACCUUCCCUGGCAGCACACCCUUCCCUUCACCAUCACCCGCUCUUCCUCUUUACCUCGCUCUCCCGCCCUCUCCCUCCCGCAACAGCCUAGCGGCGGCGGACAGCAAGGUGACGGCGUCGAGCACGAGCAAUGUGCGGCUGGGAGCUCACCUUCCCUUCACCGUCCGCCGCACCUCCUCUUAA
Messenger RNA from Closterium sp. NIES-65, 405 nucleotides. The record is from the annotation of a GenBank genome assembly. Lineage: Eukaryota; Viridiplantae; Streptophyta; Zygnematophyceae; Desmidiales; Closteriaceae.